AUGUAUUUUUUGAUAUUUGUGUUUGACCAAAUACGGGUAAUAUCCGUGCUGUUCAUGCAGGCCAUGCAGGCGUCUUUUCAUUUUCGCUUGCACGACGAUUUUGCUGCAGAAUACUAUAACAAAUUUUGUACUGGAAACUCUAUUCUACGUAAAUGUUCUCUCGAAAUGGAAGCUGCCUGUGGGCGCUGUUUUGCACAACCCUUAUUACGAAAGCCUAUCUGGAUAAUGAAUAUUCAAAAUGGUCUUCUGCUUAAUAUCUUAAUGCUCUUUGUUCAUGAUUUGCUGCUUGAAAGAGAACGAGCCAUCUCUGCAUUUAUAAAUAAGUUCGUUCUCUUGAAACUCAUGACAAACCCUCAGAAUAUAUUUCGAAACGUGGAAAAAGUUCACUAUAUCAGUAACAAAAAUUUACAGUUGUAUGCUUUAUACGCAUUUUGCACUGACCUCAAGAAAAGCCUAAAUCAGCGAUUCCGUUCUCGUCUACGAGAUAAAACUCAUAUAUAUAGAGGACAGUGUAUACACAGGGGUGAAAAGUUUGGUGUAGUUGAGGGACACGGCCAAAAUACGCUGGUAGAUCACACAAAUGCUAUAAUUUUUCACAAUGAGUCCACUGAUACUACAGUCUCUGUUAAAUUCGUAAAUUUGCGACAUGGUAAAGCUUAA
This is a messenger RNA of Mycotypha africana, 660 nucleotides long. RefSeq lists its product as uncharacterized. The record is from RefSeq and is a predicted model, not a curated record. Bases 1 to 660 code for a protein of 219 amino acids. Lineage: Eukaryota; Fungi; Mucoromycota; Mucoromycetes; Mucorales; Mycotyphaceae. The transcript is spliced from 5 exons.